AUGUCGUCUAAAGAAUUCAACGUCAUUGCUAUCCUCUACCCCCAAAAGGGAAAGACCGACGAGGUCCUCGGCCACAUGAAAGAAGUCGCAGAAUACGUCCAAGCCAAAGAACCCGGUGUUUUAUCCUACUCCAUCAAUCGAUCUCUGAGACCGAAURAAGAUGGUACCGAGGAGAUUGUCAUGAUUGAGAAAUAUCAAAACCAGCAGGCGUUAAAAGAACAUGGUUCAAGCCAGGUUUUCACGGCUUUUAAUAAGAAAUUGGGAGAGUUGAAUUUGAUGCGGCAGCCGAUGAUGUUGAAGAUGGUUUCGCAGGCUGGGGGGUUUAGCUCGAGGUUGUGA
Messenger RNA from Ramularia collo-cygni, 339 nucleotides. RefSeq lists its product as uncharacterized. The transcript has 3 exons. Lineage: Eukaryota; Fungi; Ascomycota; Dothideomycetes; Mycosphaerellales; Mycosphaerellaceae. Bases 1 to 339 code for a protein of 112 amino acids. The record is from RefSeq and is a predicted model, not a curated record.